Messenger RNA from Arachis ipaensis, 912 nucleotides. RefSeq names its product oleosin Ara h 10.0101. Gene Ontology annotation, biological process: lipid storage; response to freezing; seed oilbody biogenesis. The record is from RefSeq and is a predicted model, not a curated record. Gene Ontology annotation, cellular component: monolayer-surrounded lipid storage body; membrane. NCBI's taxonomy places the organism in Eukaryota, Viridiplantae, Streptophyta, Magnoliopsida, Fabales, Fabaceae.
AAAAGAAACAUAAGGAAGAAAAGGGAGCUUCCUGCAACCAUCAGCCAUGACUGACCGUACCCAACCACACACUGUCCAAGUCCACACCACAGCUGGCCGUUUCGGCGACACCGCUGCCGGAACUAACCGCUAUGCCGACAGAGGCCCGUCAACAUCUAAGGUUAUCGCCGUCAUCACUGGACUCCCUAUCGGCGGCACGUUGCUAUUGUUCGCGGGGCUUGCCCUUGCCGGAACCCUGCUUGGGCUGGCGGUGACCACCCCGCUUUUCAUCCUCUUCAGCCCUGUCAUAGUUCCAGCCACCAUUGUCGUUGGGCUCUCGGUGGCGGGGUUCUUGACGUCAGGUGCAUGUGGGCUGACGGGGCUGUCUUCGUUCUCGUGGGUCAUGAAUUACAUCCGGCAGACCCACGGAUCGGUGCCGGAGCAGCUGGAAAUGGCAAAGCACCGCAUGGCUGACGUGGCCGGUUACGUUGGACAGAAGACGAAGGAUGUAGGACAGAAGACCAAGGAAGUUGGGCAAGAGAUACAGACCAAGGCUCAGGAUUCAAAGAGAACUUGAUAGAAUAGUGGUUUAAGCUUAAGGAUGAAAGGGGUCUAAUGGGUUUUGAUGGUGACACGCAAAUAAAUGAUGUACUCCUUGUAGUUGAAGUUGUGAGCAUUUUGUGUCUUUCUAUGAUCUUGUAGGUAGCGGUUUGGUUUGUUUAUGUUCUUGUUGAUUUGCUUUUUUAAUGAGAGAAGUGAUUUUUCUUUUUUUGGUCAGAGAAGUGGUUUGUUCGUCAUAAAGAGGUGCUGCUACCAGCUUUGUUUGUGUGUCAGUAUGCAUGUAGGUUUGGUUCACUUCAAUUGUUUAAUUUCAAUGCGAGUGUUUUCUGUCAAGUGCAAUAAUGAAGAAGUGUUCAUGUUUCAUACUUUCAA